AUGUCAACCAUCACAACCAAGGUGACAACCAGUGAUAUCUCUGGUUUGUCUUUAAUAGCAGCACAUUCUCAUAUAUCUGGUCUUGGAUUGGACGAUAAUUUACAACCUAAAGAAAAUGCCCAAGGUAUGGUUGGACAAUUACAAGCUCGUAAAGCGGCCGGUGUCAUUUUGAAAAUGGUACAAGCUGGAAAGAUUGCUGGUAGAGCAGUGUUGAUUGCUGGUCCUCCAUCCACUGGUAAGACAGCAAUUGCUAUGGGGUUAUCACAAAAUUUGGGAAGUGAAGUUCCAUUCACUGCGUUGGCCGCAUCGGAGAUUUAUUCCUUGGAAUUGUCCAAAACAGAAGCAUUGAUCCAAGCUUUUAGAAAAUCUAUUGGUAUUAGAAUUAAAGAAGAAGCCGAAAUCAUCGAGGGGGAAGUUGUUGAAAUUCAAGUGGAUAGAACUAUUACUGGUGGCCAUAAACAAGGGAAAUUAACCAUCAAAACUACUGAUAUGGAAACUAUUUAUGAAUUGGGUAAUAAAAUGAUUGAAGGAUUGACCAAAGAAAAAGUUUUAGCAGGUGAUGUUAUUUCUAUUGAUAAAGCUUCUGGGAAAAUCACUAAAUUGGGUAGAUCCUUCACCAGAGCUAGAGAUUACGAUGCCAUGGGUCCGCAAACUAAAUUUGUCCAAUGUCCAGAAGGAGAAUUACAAAAGAGAAAAGAAGUCGUACACACUAUUUCUUUACAUGAAAUUGACGUUAUAAAUUCCAGACAACAAGGGUUUUUGGCCUUGUUUUCAGGUGAUACUGGUGAAAUCAGACCAGAAGUACGUGAUCAAAUUAAUACAAAAGUUGCUGAGUGGAAAGAAGAAGGAAAAGCCGAAAUUGUUCCUGGGGUGUUAUUUAUUGAUGAAGUUCAUAUGUUGGACAUUGAAUGUUUUUCAUUUAUCAACAGAGCAUUGGAAGAUGAGUUUUCUCCUAUUGUCAUUAUGGCUACAAAUAGAGGUAUUUCCCGAAUCAGAGGUACUGAAUACAAAUCACCUCAUGGAAUGCCAAUGGAUUUGUUAGAUAGAUCCAUCACCAUUCACACAAGUUCAUAUAGUGCCGAUGAAAUCAGAACAAUCUUGUCCAUACGAGCAAAUGAAGAAGAAGUUGAAUUAUCUGGGGAUGCAUUGGCAUUGUUGACUAAAAUUGGGCAAGAAACUAGUUUAAGGUAUGCUGCCAAUUUGAUUUCUGUUUCACAACAAAUUUCUUUAAAGAAGAAGAACAAGAAUGUUGACUUGCAAGAUAUAAAAAGAGCAUACAUGUUAUUCUUAGACGCUGAUAGAUCUGUACAGUAUUUGGAAGAAAACUCGUCUCAGUAUAUUGAUGAUUCUGGUAAUGUCACCAUUGGUAAAGAACAAUCCACCACAGUGGAGGAUGACAAGAUGGAAACAGAUUAG
Candida tropicalis MYA-3404 is the source of this 1416-nucleotide messenger RNA. It is a transcript of the gene RVB2, whose product is annotated as RuvB family ATP-dependent DNA helicase reptin. Bases 1 to 1416 code for a protein of 471 amino acids. The transcript has a single exon. Gene Ontology annotation, cellular component: Ino80 complex; Swr1 complex; NuA4 histone acetyltransferase complex. NCBI's taxonomy places the organism in Eukaryota, Fungi, Ascomycota, Pichiomycetes, Serinales, Debaryomycetaceae. Gene Ontology annotation, biological process: box C/D snoRNP assembly; chromatin remodeling; regulation of transcription by RNA polymerase II. The record is from RefSeq and is a predicted model, not a curated record. Gene Ontology annotation, molecular function: DNA helicase activity; ATP hydrolysis activity; ATP binding.